AGAAAAAAAAAAAAAAGCCGAAUCCGACACAAUCUGAGAGCUCAUUUUCCAAUCCGCCGGUAUAGUCUGCUGAGAUUCCAUUUCCCGAGAUCGGAAUCGUCGGUGCAUUCAAUCGGAGCUGAACUGAAUCGGAUUAUGAGAAGAAUUACGAUGGCGAAGGGUGCUACCAUGUGCGCGUUGCUUCUGUUACUUUUGCUGUGUGUUCUGCGGCAAAGCGAGGCCAUUUGGUUGAGCUUGCCUUCUAGUGGGACAAAGUGCGUGUCUGAAGAAAUCCAGAGCAACGUUGUCGUUCUGGCUGACUACGUCGUCAUCUCCGACGACCACGUCCACCCCACUCCCACCAUUUCCGCCAAGGUCACUUCACCUUAUGGAAACCCCAUUCACCACCAGGAAAGCGUCACGCAUGGUCAAUUUGCCUUUACAACUAGUGAAGGUGGAAACUACCUAGCCUGUUUUUGGGUCGAUGGCCAUAAUCCAGGGGCUGGGGAGGUAAGUCUUAACAUUGAUUGGAAGACGGGUAUUGCUGCAAAGGAUUGGGACUCUAUUGCAAGGAAAGAGAAAAUUGAGGGUGUUGAACUUGAGCUAAGAAAGCUUGAGGGAGCGGUGGAGGCCAUUCAUGAAAAUUUGUUGUAUCUCAGGAGCAGAGAAGCAGAUAUGCGGAUCGUGAGCGAAACAACGAAUGCUAGGGUGGCUUGGUUCAGUAUUAUGUCAUUGGGAGUGUGUAUUUUAGUUUCAAUUGCCCAGAUAUGGUAUUUAAAACUUUAUUUCAUAAAGAAAAAGCUGAUUUAGAGAGGAAAAGGGUCAGAGUUUAGUUUUUCUUUGAUGUACGUGUGUUUUGUGAAACAACUUGAAACUUUGAAUUUUUGCCUCGAGUUUAUUCUUCUUAAUUUGCAUAAUGAUUUUUAACUUCUACUGUCCUUUCUGUGUGAG
Striga asiatica is the source of this 930-nucleotide messenger RNA. NCBI's taxonomy places the organism in Eukaryota, Viridiplantae, Streptophyta, Magnoliopsida, Lamiales, Orobanchaceae. The record is from the annotation of a GenBank genome assembly.